Molecule: messenger RNA, 3396 nt
Organism: Anopheles gambiae (African malaria mosquito)
Lineage: Eukaryota; Metazoa; Arthropoda; Insecta; Diptera; Culicidae
Gene: Galphai
Product: G protein alpha i subunit
Exons: 5
Coding region: 1610-2671 (353 amino acids)
Biological process (GO): adenylate cyclase-modulating G protein-coupled receptor signaling pathway
Cellular component (GO): heterotrimeric G-protein complex
Molecular function (GO): GTPase activity; GTP binding; G-protein beta/gamma-subunit complex binding
Source: RefSeq, a predicted model, not a curated record
CCACGGACCGCUGCUGCAGCCGUAUUUCCAAUCCAACCGAUGUGCGUGCAGCGUGUGUUUCAUCGAGCCGCGUCCAUUCGUCUGUCGCCAGCAAAACGGGAAAUUGCCGUGCCGUGCCGGAAACUAAAUUUCCGUGUCACUGAAACCCCCAAGAGCAGAAAAGAAGAAACGAAAAGCAUUUUAAAAAUCGGGGUUUACUGCUUUGCGAGGGCUACCAAAGCACAAAGCAGCCUCGUUAGGGUCCGAGAAAUUGUGUUCCGUCCAGUGACGCGCUUCGGAUUGUUGUGUGAGUGAUUCAACGCUUCUCGCCCAAAACGCAUCUUAAUUCGCUGUACAACGUAGAAAAGUGUAUUGGCUCGCCUUUUUUGGUGGCCCGGAAAGCAGUGGUGAAGCGGUGGCAUUUUGGGUUGCCCAAAACGAAACUAACCGCCCGGGAAGCGCCCUUGUGCGUACGUGCGUGUGCGUGUGUGUGUGAGUGUGUGCGGAAGUGAUACACUUUCGCGGAAUUCAAGCCCAUAGGAACGACGCCCAACCGUCCGAUCCGCUGAGGGUGCCGCAGAGCGCCGCGUCGUUAUCUGGCAUUCCUCCAGGCAGAAGUUGGUGGCGGCGGCGGUGGCGGUGGUGCACGCGUACGGUGUGUGUGAGUGAGUGUGUGUGUUUGGUGUGUGCAACAAGUGGCCGGAAGGAGAAGGAGAGCGUCUAUCAAUUGCAGACGGUGUGGUGUGUGCAUCGGUGUCUGCUAUUAGUGUGGUUAAUUUUCGCACCGAUUUUCGUGCCAAUAAUUUUCUCGAUACACACCCGGUAGUGGUGACCUGUGUAGAAGCCACGGUGUGCGGUCGAAAAGCAGGCUGCGAAAGAAAGUGCUUAAUUGUCGGGUCUCUUGGUCUCAGCGUCAUCGUCCGUCCGAAAACGUUGCGACCCCGUGUGAUCAAGCGCGGUCGAAAGAAGGAGGAAAAGGAGCGGGCUCGAGCGGAAAGUAAAGAAAGAAAAAAAAGUGAAAUCAUCACAUCUUGUGCGGGUGGAUGCGAGAGAGCGUGUGUUUGAGACACCCAAAGAAGGGAAAACGGUGGGAGCCUCGGUGUGUAAUGUGCAGCAGCAAGGGGCAGUAGUCGCGGCGUUGGAUGAAUUUUCGAGAGCAAAUUCCGUCGUUUCGGCGCUGAUCCAACAGCAGAGAAAAGCAACAAACAAAACAAAAAAUAUCAAACGCAUGAAAAACGGAGCUCUCCCCACGCCCGCCCCACAAAGUGAAGUGAAAAACGCCAGUGAAGUGGUGGUGCAACAUAGCAGAAGAAGUGGCAGCAGUAACGAAAAAGAAGCAGCAGUAGGAAAACACACCCCCCUCGGUUUCCGUGUGUAACCAAGGAAAAAAAAGCCGCCUAUUGUGGAAAAAGCAAAGAGUGUGAGCAAGCGGGAGAGCGAGAUAGUGCGAACGACAGCACUGUAGAGAAAGAGAGCGACAGAGAGGUAGCGAAAAAAAACCGUCAUACCAACUGAGAUCGUAGUGUGUGCGUGCCGUUGGUGUUGGUGUGGCGAGACGCGCGCGGCUUCUUCGUGUGUGUGUGUGCGUGCUUUUUGUUGUUUUUUCGAUUUCUGUUGAAAUCAAAUCAAAAUGGGUUGUGCAGUGAGUAGAGAUAAGGAAGCCAUCGAGCGGUCGAAAAACAUUGACCGUGCCCUACGUGCCGACGGAGAGCGGGCGGCCAGCGAGGUGAAGCUGCUGCUGCUAGGUGCGGGCGAAUCGGGCAAAUCGACCAUCGUAAAACAGAUGAAGAUCAUCCACGAGACGGGCUACUCACAGGAGGAGUGCGAACAGUACCGGCCGGUCGUGUACAGCAACACCAUACAGAGCCUGAUGGCGAUCAUCCGGGCGAUGGGCCAGCUGCGGAUCGACUUUGCCGACCCGAGCAAAACGGACAUUGCGCGCCAGUUCUUCACGUACGCGUCGGCCACCGAGGAGGGCGAGCUGACGCCCGAGCUCGUCGCGCUGAUGAAGAAGCUGUGGACGGACCCGGGCGUGCAGCAGUGCUUUGCGCGUUCGCGCGAGUAUCAGCUCAACGAUUCGGCCGCCUACUAUCUGAACUCGCUCGAUCGCAUCUCGCAGCCGGCGUACAUCCCGACGCAGCAGGACGUGCUGCGGACGCGCGUCAAGACGACCGGCAUCGUCGAGACGCACUUUAGCUUUAAGUCGAUACAUUUCAAAAUGUUUGAUGUCGGCGGUCAGCGAUCGGAGCGAAAGAAGUGGAUACACUGCUUCGAAGGUGUCACGGCCAUCAUCUUCUGUGUCGCACUCUCGGGAUACGAUCUAGUGCUGGCCGAGGACGAGGAAAUGAAUCGCAUGAUCGAAUCGAUGAAGCUGUUCGACUCGAUAUGCAACUCCAAGUGGUUCGUCGAAACGUCCAUCAUCCUGUUCCUCAACAAGAAGGAUCUGUUCGAGGAGAAGAUCGUCCGAUCGCCGCUGACAAUCUGCUUCCCAGAGUAUACCGGUUCCAACACGUACGAGGAAGCGUCCAGCUACAUCCGGAUGAAGUUCGAAAACCUCAACAGACGAAAAGAUCAGAAGGAAAUCUACACCCACCUAACGUGCGCCACCGACACCAGCAACAUUCAGUUCGUGUUCGACGCCGUCUCGGAUGUGAUCAUCAAGAAUAAUCUUAAGGACUGUGGGCUGUUCUAAGCAGACGAAGGGGAGCUGCUUCUUUUGUUUGGUUUGUUUUGCAGCGUAGUACAGUGGCAGUAGUAGUAGUAGCUAGUAGCUAGUAGUAAUAUGGACUUGCAAUGACCGGCAGCUCCUACGGUACAGAGAUAGCGACGACACAGUGCCCGGACGCGUCCGGACAUUGACGAAAAGGCCGACAACAAAGCAGACAUUUGGCCUCUGCCUUUUGUUCGGCGUUUUUCUUUUUUACCUACUUAUAUCGUUAGGGAGUGCUAUUAUUAUGUUUAGUUACACCCUACCACCCGAACCCCCAGAUCGCGUCCCCGUUGCCCCGUACUUCACCCGUGGUAGUUUCACAUUACAUUACUUUACUACGCGCAAAAAGAAACGUUCAAUAGAGCACAAUCUCCUCUCUCUUUUCUGUUUUGUUCACCUGUGCCGUGUGUAAUUGGUGCUUAUACAGACGGAAUACAGCAUUAAUUUGACGAUUGGGGGACGCGAUCGACCACACGGGCGCCUUUAGACGAUAAUUUAAUUCAUAUCCAUCAUCCUUUGAUUUGCCUUUUUCAUUUCACCGUCUUCGACAGGAGUGCAGAUAUUCCCUCAAUCAAUAACCCUACUUCUUAACUCGUGUGUCUAAGCCUUUUGUAUUUAUCUAAGCCAAACACGCACGAGAACGGUUCUGUGUGUGUGUGUGUUUUCCAUAUUGUUUUAAUCCUUCCGUAUAUUAAAAAAAAAGAAAA